CAUGCAAGACAGUCAAAGAAGGAUUCAAGGCUUUGUCAAGAACAGUGAGCAUUUUUACUGCUCAGGACAAACCAGGAAGUCAUAUAUACACUAUCACAACAGGCUGCAAAGAGUCAUUGAUGCUUGAGGAGGUAUUGAAAACCAAGGCUAUGUAAAGGCCAUGUGUUGUUUUCAGGGCCUCCUGCAGGAAUGUAAUCAGCUGUGUGCCGAGUAUCUCUUCCAACCUGACAAGCACUAUGAUGUGUCCUACGACACUGGGGACAAAAGCAUUCAGUGUGGACGGCACGUAGACAUCUUCAAACUGUGGCUCAUGUGGAAGGCAAAGGGUUCUGAGGGUUUUGAAGUGCAGAUCAACCACUGUCUGGAAAAUGCAGAGUAUCUUUACUACAAGCUGAAGAGAAGAACAGACUUUCAGCUUGUCUUCAAAGGAAAGCCUGAACACAGUAAUGUCUGCUUUUGGUAUCUCCCAAAACGACUGCAAAGCAUUCAUCCAGGCCCAGAGCGAGACAGAGAACUUCACAUGGUGGCUCCAAAAAUCAAGACAAAGAUGAUGGAGGAAGGAUUCACAAUGAUUGGCUAUCAACCUCUGGAAGACAAAGUGAAUUUCUUCCGUUGUGUUUUUUCCAACCCAGCCACUCAGAGGGAGGAUGUGGACUUUCUAAUAGACGAAAUCACUCGUCUGGGCUGUGAACUCUAGAAAGUCUUUCUUAAAAAAACACAGGAUAAAUAUUUAUGUAUAGCCUUUAUGCCUCUGAUUCCAGAUAUCAGUACAUACAGCACAGUGAGCAAAAUAAUUUACAGCUUUUAUUUUUAAUCUUUGAAAAAAAAAUUAUAUUAGCAAUUAUUAAUAAUUUAUUAUUCAUCUAGGUGAAGUGUACUAUACGUGAUCUCCUUUAAAAAUCCUGUAGCUUUUGACAGAUGAACAUCUGAACUAAAUUAUAAAUAAGAUUUGAAAGACAUAAUAGUGAGCCACAUUGACCAAAGGGAAUAGAUGAUCACGUGCUGAUUUUCAUGAAACCAGCAUGCUGCUGUAAGAUGAGUCAUUCCUUAUAUACCAUGACUAAACUGCACCUGCUCUUAAUCAAGAUGUUCAAAUUAAUUUUUUUUUGUGUGUGUGAAUUUUGAAGGGAAAGUGAAAUUACCCAGGUCUCUGUUCAACUGUUUUGCAGUCUCCUAGUGCCUCCUGCUGGUAGGAUCUAAUAAUGGCUGGAGCUACUAAAUUAAUAGGCCUACCUUAUGAGAUUGUGAGAUACUGAACACUGUACGUCUGAAUUUGUUGGUUUUCAUGCUUCACUCGUCCUACACGAAAUAAAUUUUGCGUGAAAGUGAUUUUAUACAUUUAUUUAUUUGUAUACCACCUGCUGUUCUAGCUCCAUUAGUAAUAAAAUUAUAUG
Molecule: messenger RNA, 1394 nt
Organism: Sinocyclocheilus anshuiensis
Lineage: Eukaryota; Metazoa; Chordata; Actinopteri; Cypriniformes; Cyprinidae
Product: glutamate decarboxylase 1-like
Exons: 4
Coding region: 161-697 (178 amino acids)
Biological process (GO): GABA biosynthetic process
Cellular component (GO): cytoplasm; presynaptic active zone
Molecular function (GO): pyridoxal phosphate binding; glutamate decarboxylase activity
Source: RefSeq, a predicted model, not a curated record